AUGAUUUCCCUUAGUGGGAAAGGUAAUUUCGUCUCGGUCAUCCUCCAGUGUCGCGGCGACUCCUACGGUCCCAAAUGCCGCUCAUGCUAUGCCAUCGCUCUCUCUGGGAUCGAUUACGAGAAUAAUUUUUGUAUGCAUAACUCCAAAAACGUGAGCGGCGAUCAGAAUUCGUUCCUUAUAAAUUGGACGAUUCUCCUCAGUAAUGUCACAAGUAUAGCCUUAGAAAAAGGAAACAACGACCCGAUCGACACUGCUAUACGGGGCGGGGGAGAGGAGUUUUGGAACGUAUAA
Molecule: messenger RNA, 291 nt
Organism: Arabis nemorensis
Lineage: Eukaryota; Viridiplantae; Streptophyta; Magnoliopsida; Brassicales; Brassicaceae
Source: the annotation of a GenBank genome assembly